Messenger RNA from Aedes aegypti (yellow fever mosquito), 7081 nucleotides. RefSeq names its product protein grainyhead (gene grh). Gene Ontology annotation, molecular function: RNA polymerase II cis-regulatory region sequence-specific DNA binding; DNA-binding transcription activator activity, RNA polymerase II-specific. Lineage: Eukaryota; Metazoa; Arthropoda; Insecta; Diptera; Culicidae. Gene Ontology annotation, biological process: regulation of transcription by RNA polymerase II. Bases 1579 to 5028 code for a protein of 1149 amino acids. The record is from RefSeq and is a predicted model, not a curated record. Gene Ontology annotation, cellular component: nucleus. The transcript has 17 exons.
UCGGUGCGCAGUUGCUAAGAAACCUAGAGCUGGUAGUAGUUUAGUUCGAAGCGGACACCUGCUAAAAUCUCGAGGAUUUUUGUCGAAUUUUUUGGGCAAUUGUAAUUAAAGUUGGCUUAGUGACGGUUUAUUGGCGCGCAGAAUCCUUUGGACGGGCGAAUCGAGGACGGAUCCGAUCGGUUUCGAGCCGCGGUGUCACUUCCGGAAGUUUUGCGGGGGAUUUCAAUUCGACGAUCAGCGACGAACGUUGUGCGAUCCGAGUGCCGAUUGUGAACGCAAAGGGAUCGAUCUCUCUCCAGAAGGGUUCACUGGAGGUGCGCAACCUUCUUGCUGCGUUUGGUGUGUUGUAUUUACAACCUGGUGUUUGCUCUGCUUGGGCAGGAAGAAUAAGAAGUGAGAACGAGAGAGUGUGACCUUCCCCCGGCCCAACAACAACGUCGCCUCUGUCGUCCACCUCAGGCGAGCUCAGGACAAAGCCAAGACUGAGAGACCCCCACACGAAGCUUCUAGCCGUUAAAACUGCAUGCAGCCAUUCGUCGUCAUCGGAUGGAAAAAAGCACCGUUCGAAAACAAGGGAAUUAAUAUGCAAAAGCCGAUGGAAUUAAUGGCAGCAGCAGCCCCGUCGGCCCCAAACAGCAGCACUAACAGUAAUAUCCAAGCCGGCAGCUACUAGAAGGCUCGGAUUAUAUGAUGAAUGAACGAAGGAUUGUGAAAAAUAAUAAUUGCCAAUGAAUAGCUGAGGCGCCAAGCGACUGACAAAAAAAUCGAAUGACAGGGCUUCCAAGUGACGUUUGUUAAGUGUUUAGAUAGGAACGUAUAUUUUUUACUUAAACUGUGUUAGUGUAAUAAAACGAGAGAAGAGAAUUGCUGAAUUUCAACCAAGUGUGAUAUUAAGCGGAAAUACUGCAAAAGGGAGAAAUUUUUGAGAUUCUUGCCGCUGUUAUUUUCUUUUAAACAUCAUUAUUUUAAGUCCGUAACGAUAUCCGUCCAUCUUCCAAGUGCCAUAACGAAGUUAAGUGCAGCGCCAUAGUAGUAGUUUAAAGGAAAAGAGUUAAACUCUCCGGUGAAUGAAAAGUGAAUAAUCAUAAAUUUCGACACAGAGCAAGCAACGCCGAAAAAUAAAGAAGUGAGAAGCCAUCAAAAGCAACCAAGAAGUCAAAAGUAUGAAAAGUUUGUGCACACGGUGAAGAAAAGAUAAAAAAUUGAUAACAAUUUAGCAGGCGUGUAAAUUGAAUGUCCGCUCCGACCGUUGACAGUUUUAUACACACUGAAGUUAUAAGCAAGUGUUUCAAGUAGCAACUCGCCGCAGCAGCAGCAGAGGAAGAACAAGAAGAAGCCAACAAGAAAAGUCCAGCUAUGUAAGCAGAGACGUGCAAUUAAUCAGAGAGCAAGGCAACGAAUCCGUCCAGCGUUCGUGAGAUUCAGUAGUUAAAGCAUGUGAUACAAGUCGUCUUUACAACGAGAUAGCAAAUACUCAAUAGUGCUUCCAGUUUACACAGUAUUAGACUAGUAUAGGAAAUAAAGUGCAAUUUAUCUCAUAAAGGCCAACGAAUCUUCGGGUGAAAGUUUUUAGCGAAAAUGUCUUCCUCCCCUGAAAUGCAACAACAGCAACAUCAACACCAACAGCCUCAACAGGCACACAGCGAGAUUAAAUCGAAUCCACCCACGCCUCCGCCGGAGUUGGCAACGAUGACGAACGUCAGCGUGUUGGACCUGCACAAAGACUACGCCGGAGAUGUGGGUCAAACAAAAGUUUACGACAAGGAAACGAAUACCGUGUACCUGUAUGCUAAUCCGGGCCAUAAGAUCAAUACGACGGUAGCCGCCAUCCAUUCUCCGCAGCAGCUGACGACGAUAGUCCAAGCAGGUCAUCCUCAUCAGUUGGCCUCCCCCGAUCACGAUCAUACAGAACAGAACUUAUUGCAUUCGAGAUUGAUACAAGAACAGCAGCAGCAACAACAGCAACAUCACCAACAUCAACAGCAUCCUCAUCAAUCGCACGAAGAGGACCAACACGUACAGCGACUCUCGCCAGGAGAUCACGUAAUUGACGGAAGAUUAAUACCGUCCGGCCUGAACGGUGAUGUUCACCAUCAGCAACAGCAACAACAUCAGUCACUGGCUCGUCUCUCGCCGGACGAUCAAUCAGUGCGUAUGCUGGACAACGCACAUAUCCAACGCCUCUUGGGCAACCAGCAGAUCAUCAGUCGCGAGAUCAUCAACGGCGAGCAUCACAUCAUCACGCGCAAUGAGAAUGGCGAAACGAUUCUGACUAGGAUCGUGAAUGCUCCGGCCACAACCACCGAUCAAUUAAUCAACAAACUCCCGUCCGACCCCAAUGCCAUUUACAGCAGCCAUCACGGAGACGGUGGCCCGUCAACUCCAACCACCGAUCAACUCCCAACUACUGUCCUUCAGUACGAGAAAGAAAGCGACGACAAACAGCAUCACCACCACCAACACCACCAGCAACAUCAGCCGCAAAUCUAUGGCAAUCCGGCAAAUGACCCCGCCCCGGAUCAAGCGGCCGCCAUCAAUCAAUCCAAGCAGAUCGUCUACACCGUCGGUGGCGAGCCGAAAAACGUCAUUUACGGUGAUCCCAAGGCUGCCAUACCGCACUUUGAACCCAUGAGUCAGGACCCGAACGAACAGGGCGGCAACAAGCCCCAGAUCGAUUAUGUCUACAACGAUGGCAACAAAACGGUCAUCUAUACUGAUCAGAAGGGCCUGGAGAGUUUGUACGCCAACAACGAGUUGGGGCUGAUGGACGGGACGCAGAUCGUGGUUCAGGGUAAUCUGCAGUACACGCCGCAACAGGGCCCGGACGGAACCACCGUUUAUGUGGUGGCUUCCGAUAUGCACCAGGACGACGUCGGACAGCAGAUUCAAAGCAUCCCCGCUACGAAAAUCAACGGGCAAACCACGCCUCUGGACGUGCCAGGCCUAUCGCAAAAUGAUAUACAAGGCAUACUUGGUUCACACCCAUCACCGCAGUCGAUAAAUGUCAAACGUGAGCCCGAAGAUCUACGUAAAGAGCCGAAAAAUUCACGAAGUCAAAAGGUGUUGGUUGUUCAGCCCACAUCGCCCUCGGUACAGAUUAAGGAACCUCCACCCAGCCCUGGAAGUCCUUCGGCUGAAAACAUGUAUGCAGCCCCCGGCACGCUCUACGUGCAGGGUCCAUCUCAUCAGACCAGUUCUGCGGCGACAGCAGGUUCCAAUGUGAACACGAAUUCGCCCAGCCCCUCCUAUGAUCAGUACGGCAUGUACCAGCAGAGAUUAGGCCCGGGAGGUGCGACGUUCAUCACCGAGCCCUACACCUAUCGCGAGUACUUUGAUCAGCAGGGCUAUGCCCCGGCCCGUACGACCAUUUACGGUACGGCGGAAUCUGAUGGGCCCCCGCCGGCGACGACCUACGAGGGUCGCUACUCGUCGAAGACGGGAUCGAUCUACACCAAAACUAUCACCUCCGCCGCCGGACUGACCGUGGAUCUUCCCAGUCCUGAUUCGGGUAUUGGUGCCGAUGCUAUUACUCCCAGAGAUCAGAAUAAUGUACAACCGUCCUUCGAUUAUACAGAACUGUGCCAGGCGCCGACCGGUUUGCUGGAUCCAAACUCCAGCGGCAUACCGGCAUCGGUCGCUAGCCUGCAGCGGAACCUGGUGGUCAACGGUGGUCAGAACAGUCCGACGACCUCGAUCGGCAGUGCGACAGCUCCGCCUCGGUCCCGACCCUGGCACGACUUCGGGCGGCAGAAUGACGCCGACAAAGUGCAAAUACCAAAAAUAUUCUCCAACGUCGGCUUCAAAUAUUACCUGGAAAGUCCCAUCAGUUCAUCGCAGCGUCGGGAAGACGACCGGAUAACGUACAUCAACAAGGGACAGUUCUACGGAAUCACCCUGGAGUACAUCCACGAUCCGGAUAAGCCACUCAAGAGUCAGACUGUCAAGAGUGUCAUCAUGCUGAUGUUCCGCGAAGAGAAGAGUCCCGAGGACGAAAUCAAAGCCUGGCACUUUUGGCACAGUCGACAGCACUCGGUCAAACAGCGGAUACUGGAUGCCGAUACGAAAAACUCCGUAGGUCUAGUCGGAUGCAUCGAGGAAGUGUCACACAAUGCCAUCGCCGUCUAUUGGAACCCGCUGGAAAGUUCUGCCAAGAUUAAUGUUGCCGUCCAAUGUUUAAGUACAGAUUUCAGCAGUCAAAAAGGUGUUAAGGGUCUACCGCUCCACCUGCAGAUCGACACGUUCGAGGAUCCACGGGACACCAGCGUGUGCCAUAGGGGUUACUGUCAAAUCAAAGUAUUUUGUGAUAAGGGUGCUGAGCGCAAAACGCGUGACGAAGAACGGCGAGCUGCCAAGCGCAAGAUGACCGCCACCGGACGGAAAAAGCUGGACGAGUUGUACCACCCUGUCGUGGAUCGGUCCGAGUUCUACACGAUGAGUGACCUGAUGAAGCCACCGGUACUAUUCUCGCCAUCGGAGGACAUCGAUAAGCUUGCGUCGAUGGACUUGCAGUUCUACGGUCACGAUGCCGAUUCCCUGUCCGGAGGUUCCGACAAUGUCAAAUCGCCAUUUUUGUUGCAUGCCAAUAAAGCCACCACGCCUACCCUCAAGUUCCACAAUCACUUCCCGCCUGACGUUAACACCGACAAAAAGGAUCCAAGCAUUAUCAUGGACGGAUCGUUGGUGAGCAACAUGUCCGAAUUCAGCCCGCAGAUCAAGCGACAGCGGAUGACCCCACCGUUGAGCGAGCGGGUCAUGCUUUACGUCCGACAGGACAACGAAGACGUCUACACACCCCUGCACGUUGUUCCGCCGUCGACGGUCGGACUUUUGAAUGCCAUUGAAAAUAAAUUCAAAAUUUCGUCGUCCAGAAUAAAUAAUAUUUAUCGCAAAAAUAAGAAAGGGAUUACGGCGAGAAUUGACGACGACAUGAUCAGACACUACUGCAAUGAGGAUAUCUUCAUCCUGGAAGUGCGACAAUACGAGGAAGACCUUUACGACAUCACGCUGACGGAACUUCCCACGCAUUGAUCGUCGGUACGUGAACUAGAGUAGUGAAUCACACAAUCGGCUAGGUGUACGAAUUUUACUCUUUUAUCUGUUUUCUUAGUAAUUUCAAUUUCCGAUCAGAAGGUAAAAAUUUGUUCGACAGUGCCUUAAAAGAGACAUUAAUACGUUUAACACUUGUACAUUGUUUAGUGUAAGUGGUCCCUUACUCAAGAAAACGAGUAAGGGCAGAUGAAUAGCACAUAUAGAGUUAAGUUAAUGCACGUUUCUAGAUUUUAUAACUUGUAAUUGUUUAGAUUUAUUUAUUUAUUUGUAAAACACAAAAUGAUACUUAAACUAAGAGCAGAAAGGAGGAAACACCGCAAGCUCCUCAUUAUAGCAGAGAAGAUGAGAUUCCGUGGACAGGAGCGUAGUUAGUUUUGAGGAGUGCCCGUUUUCUAUUUCAUCUAUCGAACGCAUUUAUCGCACCUAGUUUAAACGCAACUUCAAUGAACAAACCAAGCUAGAAAUCCACUACAAGAUCUCAAAAUAUAUUUGUAUUUUAUGAGGGUCGGCCACAUCCCGAGGUUGCGGCCCACGAUUUGUUUUGCUCAACUUUUGGAACGGUUGUUUCGAUCGACUACGGUCCACUAUUUCCUCCUCUUGGCCACCCAUCUGAGCCAAUCGUUCCGGUCAGAGUAGAUUUCAGCCAUAAAUUUUUGUGUCUUAAUUAGAUAGAUUGAGAGAUUUUCUCUUGCUUUCUCCUGCGGAAUGAGUACUUAUUCUUUGAUUCUAAAUCAUUUUACGAUUGAACGUACUUUACAUCACAGAAUCAUAUAGCAAACGAAACGUUUUGUACAACAAAAUAGUUUUCUUUUAAUAAUAGCUGGUAGCGAUCAUCCAUCGGUUGCAAUAUUAACAAUAACUCUACAAACGUAACAAUAGCAUAGGCAGAUAAGAUUAACUCGUAGAAAUGUUAGUUUAAACGCUCAUUCUAUAUUCCAUGACAGAUUUUAAUUCGUAUUUCUUACGUAAACACUUUUUUUAGUAAACCCUCAUCAACGUACUUGUCCCUUGAAUCAUUCCAAGAAAGCAUGCUUUGAAUCGUUUUAAAGCUAUAAUUAAUUUUAAGAAAAUCCCCUCUGAUGAAACUGCCAUACUUGAGAAUACAAAUAGAGAAUAAGAACAACGUCUAUCAUCUUUAACACCUAGAGAAACAACAAAACAUUCAGCACUAAUUGAUAAGUACCUGAGAGAUUUUAAUCGCAACAUUAUCAGAAAAGGAAAGUAUUUUAACUGAAACGCAGUUUUAACAUUCUUUCGAAAACCUGCGACGACAGCGAAACAUGAGUAAUGCUAAUGUGAUAUAGGAAGAAAAAGGAGAAGCGCCACAGAAAACCCCCCAGCCGCCCAAAACUAGCUCUUGUGCGAGCAAAACUGCAUUCCCAAAUAAUCUUGCCACGAUUUGCACUACAAAAUGUCAAACAAUUGCCAUACAUGAAAAAAAAACCUUAAACCCUCCUCAAAAACUCCUCGGUGGCCAAUAUACUGCAAUUCAUUGCACAACAAAUAACGAUCACACAAAGUUCGUAAAAUAGACAAACUAAAAACAACCAGACUUUGAGCAAUGCUAAUCGAAUGAACGGUAGGAUAGUGUUAACGGGAAGAACCUUCCGAUGAGUUGCGCGUCGCGUACAUCGCAGAAAAAAAUAUUUGCAAUAUUAAUUUUACUAAUCUUAAAAGAGGACUAGACCGUAGUAGUUACGCAGUAUUUAAUGGCCGCGCGCCAUCGCCCGCGGCUGCAUAUUAUUUCUGUUGUGAAAAAUCUUCUACUUACAGUAGGUAACCGACUUAAAUGAUUUCUUUUGGUGGUGGUGGAUGAUGAUGAUGAUGAUGAUGAUCAGCUAGCUGUUUUCUGUACUCUUUAUUUUAUUGUUCCCGAUUUCUGUAAGUUUAAUGCUUUCUCAGUAGUUAAUAACGACAAUCACACACAUACAAAAAACGAACGCGGUCAUUGUACUGUUCCCCGAUAGUAGAAACAAGGUUUGCCAUUCCAUACGCGUGACGCGAAACAAACGUCAAACUGUGGAACAAUUUU